CCCAUGAGGCUGUGCUGCCGCCGAGCGCCUGAGCCGGAAAGAGGUUUUGUGGAGAGGAAAAGCCCAUAAAGGAUUGUGGGAAGGCGGACUCUUCCUUUCCGGUUUGAGGCAGCCAUCUGGCAGGGUAAGCGCGCUCCAGCAUGGGGGCCUACAAGUACAUCCAGGAGCUAUGGAGGAAGAAGCAGUCGGACGUCAUGCGGUUCCUGCUGCGCGUGCGCUGCUGGCAGUACCGCCAGCUGUCCGCCCUGCACCGGGCGCCCCGGCCCACCCGGCCGGACAAGGCCCGCCGGCUGGGCUACAAGGCCAAGCAAGGUUACGUCAUCUACCGCAUUCGCGUCCGCCGCGGCGGCCGCAAGCGCCCGGUGCCCAAGGGAGCGACCUACGGAAAGCCCGUGCAUCACGGCGUCAACCAGCUGAAGUUUGCCCGCAGCCUGCAGUCCGUGGCCGAAGAGCGUGCUGGCCGCCACUGUGGGGCCCUGAGAGUCUUGAACUCCUACUGGGUGGGUGAAGACUCAACCUACAAAUUCUUUGAGGUUAUUCUCAUCGAUCCGUUCCAUAAAGCCAUCAGACGAAACCCCGACACCCAAUGGAUCACCAGGCCAGUGCACAAACACAGAGAGAUGCGGGGGCUUACCUCAGCUGGCCGGAAGAGCCGGGGUCUUGGAAAGGGUCACAAGUUCCACCAUACCAUUGGAGGGUCUCGUCGUGCAGCUUGGAGAAGGCGCAAUACUCUCCAACUUCAUCGAUACCGCUAAUUGGUGUCCAUUCAUUUGUAAACUUAAUGUUUAAUAAAUGGAAUUUGGGA
Messenger RNA from Dromiciops gliroides (monito del monte), 805 nucleotides. It is a transcript of the gene RPL15, whose product is annotated as ribosomal protein L15. Lineage: Eukaryota; Metazoa; Chordata; Mammalia; Microbiotheria; Microbiotheriidae. The transcript is spliced from 4 exons. Gene Ontology annotation, biological process: cytoplasmic translation. The record is from RefSeq and is a predicted model, not a curated record. Bases 141 to 755 code for a protein of 204 amino acids. Gene Ontology annotation, molecular function: RNA binding; structural constituent of ribosome. Gene Ontology annotation, cellular component: cytosolic large ribosomal subunit; ribosome.